AUGACACAGCCUCCAUCCAAGAAAGUUGCCCCAGCUCCUUUGGCCACUAAGAAGGCCACCCAAUCCCAAGCCAACCCAUUGUUCGAGAAGACCAAGAGAAACUUUGGUAUUGGACAAGCUGUCCAGCCAAAGAGAGACUUGACCUCUUUCGUCAAAUGGCCAAAGUACAUCCAAUUGCAAAGACAAAAGAAGAUCUUGAACUUGAGAUUGAAGGUUCCACCUGCUAUUGCUCAAUUCCAAAAGACCUUGGACAAGAACACCGCCACUCAAGCCUUCAAGUUGUUCAACAAGUACAGACCAGAGACUGCUGAGCAGAAGAAGGAGAGAUUGGAGAAGGAGGCCGCUGCCAUCGCCGAGGGCAAGAAGGCUUUCGACGUCUCUUCCAAGCCUUUGGUUGUCAAGUACGGUUUGAACCACGUAGUUUCCCUUAUUGAGAACAAGAAGCCAAAGUUGGUUUUGAUUGCCAAUGACGUUGACCCAAUUGAGUUGGUUAUCUUCUUGCCAGCUUUGUGCAGAAAGAUGGGUGUUCCAUACGCCAUUGUCAAGGGUAAGGCUAGAUUGGGAACUUUGGUUCACAAGAAGACCUCUUCUGUCGCCGCCUUGGUUGACAUUGCCCCUGAGGAUGAGGCUGAAUUGGCCUCGUUGGUCUCCACCGUCAACUCUAACUUCGUUGAGAAGUACGAGGAAAACAGAAAGCACUGGGGUGGUGGUAUCAUGAGCAACAGACACAACGACAAGAAGGCUAAGCAAGCUAAGAAGUUGGCUGCUGCCACUGUUGUUUCCGCCUAA
Molecule: messenger RNA, 789 nt
Organism: Australozyma saopauloensis
Lineage: Eukaryota; Fungi; Ascomycota; Pichiomycetes; Serinales; Metschnikowiaceae
Gene: RPL82
Product: 60S ribosomal protein eL8
Exons: 1
Coding region: 1-789 (262 amino acids)
Biological process (GO): ribosome biogenesis; maturation of LSU-rRNA
Cellular component (GO): cytosolic large ribosomal subunit
Molecular function (GO): RNA binding
Source: RefSeq, a predicted model, not a curated record